UUACAGAGACAGAGUUCCAGACAACAGUCCCGUGACAGACGGCGGUCUAGAUCUAAAAAAGUGUCUCACACUAGGAAGCGUAGUCCUCCGCCGCGGUCAUCUGACCGAUCUAACCUCUCGCGACAGCCAAGUCAGCACGCAAAUCGUGGCGCAGGAAGACGUUCCGGCUGGCGGUUCAACACAAACAAACCGCCACGAGCAAUCCAACAAGCAAGAUCACGCAUCCAUUGUGGACACCCGCAUCAGCUCCCAAAACCGGAUCCCGCAGUCGCCCAAUACCUCCCAAAAUCGUACGCACCAUGAGCACAACUCAGCACCAGGAACAAGCGGCACUUCUAAACAGAAGCAGAGUGGCGGAAUGAGUGCUGGAGGUGGCCGCGCUGGUUCUGGAGAUGGCCGAGCGGGUGCUGGAGGAGGCCGAGCUGGUGCUGGAGAUGGUCGAGCUGGUGCUGGAGAUGGCCGAGCUAGUGCUGGAGGUGGCCGCGCUGGUUCUGGAGAUGGCCGAGCGGGUGCUGAAGGUGGCGUUAAUUUUGAUGAGAGUCAGCUGAGCGUUCGAACCAAAAUUCAAAUUCUCAAGGAAAAAUUGGCAGUUCUGCAAAGGACUGUAAAACUUGAGAAAGCUAAAGCUGAUUCAGAUGACCACGCGCUCGAGCUUUCUAAGAAACUAGAAGCUUUCCAAGGAGGAAAUGAAUUUGCGAGGAUCAAGUUCACUGAGGUAGAAGAUUUUUCCAUUACUUCUGCUGAUUUGGAUCAAUUGUCAGGCAGAGCCUCUAGCGACGGCAUGUUCGUUGGCCUCCUGUUGAUGGCUAUUCUUGGACCAGACAGGUUAAAGAAAAUGAGCGCCACUGGACAAGCAUCCCGUCGAUUUGCUAAGAAAUUAAACGCUGACGGCACACCGGCUUAUCCGGAAAUGGAAGCAGUCGACAAAACCCUCAUGAGUUUUUAUGUGAUAAAGUGGCCGAACGUAAUCAGAUGCGUUUGGGUCCAUCAAAAAUCGCAUCAAUCAGGGCAGCCUGCACUGAAAAGGAGAUUCGUGGGUAUGUGACCCGGAAGCUGUCGAACCACAAGAGACCAGCUCCUCAGAGAAGGCAGCAAAACGAGCAAAAACUCGCAGAUGUUGAAUAAUCUUUAUUCAACAUUGUCUAUAACUUACGUUAUCUCUGAUCAACGUAUUUUUAUGAACGUUUAAUGUUAUCAUACAACUUUUUUUAAAU
Messenger RNA from Culex quinquefasciatus (southern house mosquito), 1214 nucleotides. RefSeq names its product circumsporozoite protein. The coding region runs from base 359 to 1045 and encodes 228 amino acids. Lineage: Eukaryota; Metazoa; Arthropoda; Insecta; Diptera; Culicidae. The record is from RefSeq and is a predicted model, not a curated record. The transcript is spliced from 4 exons.